UGAUAGUUCAUGCCUCUAACAGUUGUUCGCGCUAAAAUAUAAAGACUAGAAUUGUACAGUUUCAUUCCCCAAGAUUAAAUUCAACGUUUACUUCAGUUUUUUCGAAACAAAGUAAUUCAUUUGACGUGCUUGCUAUGGUAGAUAAACAAGAGCGAUAUUUCGUGUUUUCAGCGGAACGAGUGGUGCUUUAAUCUAAGAGGAAACAAAUAUCCUUCAAAAAUCUAAAUAUCUGCCACUCUAGUGGUACCAGGUGGGUGGCUCCCCCAAGUCUUGCUCUCUCGAAGGUUGCUUUCUUUUGUCACUGUUUCUCACUUUUCAGUAAGCAGUAUUGCUUAGUCUGUGUAUAACGUGAAAUCAAAUGCUCUGUUUUCAAGUCGCUUUAUUCCUUUCUUCUUCCUUCCGUCUUGCUUGCUAAAUUUAGCAGAAACCCAUUUCCUACCACUUCUCCAUAUGCCCCUUUUACCAUAUCUUUACUAUUUCUGUGUGUAAUUUGUUCAGUAUUUUUUCAUGUAUCAGCAUUCAUCAAAUUGUUGAAGAAAAGGAAGAGUUUUGUUUGUUCUAGAGCUGCAAGUCUUUAUCAAAUUUGUAUUGUUUCAAGCUUUUUGCUGACUUUGGGAUUCCGAUGGUUUUCAUUGAAUCGAAAUUUUAUUUGACUUGGAUCAAGUUUCUUCCUUUUUAGUUUCAUUUUCCUUCACCUUGGUCAAUUUUCUUUGGACCAAACUUCUUUUCCAUCUCUCAAGUUCACUGUGAUUCUACUUUUUUUUCUUUGAUCAUUUAGACACUUAAUAGGCUAGUAUCUUGAUUUUAAAUUAUGAAUUUUUUGUGGAGACCUCACUUGUAUUUGCUCCACUUAUUUCUCUUCCUCCUUCACCUCCAAUCCCUUUCUUCGUAUAACACACCCUUGGAUUGUAAGGACACAGCCCGCGUCUGCACUUCUUUCUUGGCUUUUAAGCCUCAACCAAAUCAAACCUUAGCCUUGGUUCAGAGCAUGUUUGAUGUAUUGCCUAAAGACAUUACUGUUGAAGGCAACGGUCGGGACUACUUAUUUAUCAAAAAGAACUGUUCGUGUGCCGCUGAUACAAAAAAAUACGUAUCCAGAACCACUUAUACUGUAAAAUCUAAUGAAGCGUUGGUGCAUGAUUUGGUGAUAAAGGCCUAUGAUGGGCUUGGUUUCUUGCCCAAAACCACGAGGAGGGCAGAAAAAGGCGCCGUUAUAACAUUGAAAUUGUUUUGUGGUUGCUCCAGUGGACCCUGGAACUAUAUGAUGAGUUAUGUGGUUAGAGAAGGUGAUAGCGUUGAAUCUCUUGCGAGUCGGUUUGGAGUUAGUAUGGAUAAUAUAGAGACAGUAAAUGGCAUCAACAAUCCUGAUAAUAUCACCGUGGGUUCCCUCUAUUAUAUACCUCUUAAUUCGGUUCCUGGUGAGCCAUAUGUGCAAAAGAAUGAUACUUCUGCAGCUCCUGUUCCUGCCCCUUCUAUUGAAAACGUUUCUGCUAGCCAAGUCAGUCAUGCUCAUGCACCCUACGUAUGGAUUGUUGGGGGUCUAGGGAUUGGUCUUGCCCUGAUAAUAUUAAGCAUAAUUCUUUAUUUCUGUGUGAGAUCCUCCAAUUCUUUUGCUGAAGCAAGGAUAAGUCAUGAAAAAGAUGAUGAAGGAAAGAUCCCUCACAAAUUUCAUAUCCUUCAAAAUCCAAGCUUUUGCUGUGGUUCAGGAAGGUACAUACAGGGAAAACCUGUGGAACAAAGGCAAUAUGAUCGUGAAUCCAGCAACAAGCAGGUCACGGCCCCCAAAGUUUCAACUUUGGGAAUUGAUGUCUUUGAAGUGGAGAACCCUGUUGUUUUCACGUAUGAAGAGAUUUUUUCUGCAACUGAUGGUUUCUCUGAUUCAAAUCUACUUGGGCAUGGUAUUUAUGGUUCUGUUUAUUAUGGCUUCCUUCGUGACCAGGAGGUUGCUAUUAAAAGAAUGACUGCUACAAAAACUAAAGAAUUCUUGUCAGAGAUGAAGGUCCUGGGCAAGGCUCAUCAUGCAAAUCUGGUAGAAUUGAUCGGCUAUGCUACUAGUCAUGAUGAGCUUUUCCUUAUUUAUGAAUACGCCCAGAAGGGUUCACUUGGAAGCCAUUUGCAUGAUCCACUGACUAAGGGUUCUUCCCCACUAUCUUGGAUCAUGAGGGUCCAGAUAGCACUUGAUGCUGCUAGGGGUGUUGAGUACAUACAUGAGCACACCAAAACCAAUUAUGUCCAUAGAGAUAUCAAGACAAGCAACAUCUUACUGGAUGCUUCCUUUAGAGCAAAAAUUUCAGAUUUUGGUUUAGCAAAACUUGUUGGGAAAGCAAAUGAAGAAGAAAUUACUGCUACCAAAGUUGUUGGCACAUAUGGUUAUCUUGCACCGGAAUACUUGAGUGAUGGCCGUGCAACGACCAAAAGUGAUGUCUAUGCAUUUGGAAUUGUUCUUCUUGAGAUAAUAUCAGGGAAGGAGGCCACUAUUCGGACAGAAGGCACAAGGUCAAAAAAUCCUGAGAGACGUUCUCUUGUAUCUAUUAUGUUGGCAGCUCUUAGGAACUCACCUGACUCAAUGAGCAUGUCUAGUUUGAGAACUCAUAUUGAUCCUAAUAUGAUGGACCUGUAUCCCCAUGAUUGUGUAUUUAAGAUGGCCAUGCUGGCAAAGCAAUGCGUGGAUGAUGAUCCCAUCUUAAGACCUGAUAUGAAACAAGUUGUGAUUUCGCUCUCACAGAUCCUCCUGUCUUCUAUUGAGUGGGAAGCAACUCUAGCAGGGAACAGCCAAGUAUUCAGUGGCCUUGUUCAAGGAAGAUAGAUACCAACGUCUUUCAUUUACUACUUCACAGGUUUCUUUGUAGUAUUCUUUUUGUUACUAAGAGGUAUUAGAUUCAAACUACUGCUAUACUACGUAUAGGCUAAAGAGUUGUGUGUGUGCGUGAGAGAGAGAGAGCAACCCUGUCUCCUUAAUUGGCGGGAAAGCAUCUCAUUUUGGUUCUGUCUGAAUUUCUCAGCUUCUAGUAAAUCAUCUUUUUCCUUAAAUUACAAUCUGUGUAUAAAUUUUACGACGUAAAUUACACUGUGAUGAUGACAGAGCUGUGGGAGGAUUUCAGCGCUCUAGUGAUA
Messenger RNA from Neltuma alba, 3114 nucleotides. RefSeq names its product lysM domain receptor-like kinase 3. The transcript has 11 exons. Gene Ontology annotation, biological process: protein phosphorylation; innate immune response. The record is from RefSeq and is a predicted model, not a curated record. Gene Ontology annotation, molecular function: transmembrane receptor protein kinase activity; ATP binding. Bases 812 to 2806 code for a protein of 664 amino acids. NCBI's taxonomy places the organism in Eukaryota, Viridiplantae, Streptophyta, Magnoliopsida, Fabales, Fabaceae.